AUGCGCCACAACGCCGCACUCAGUUUCCUCUCUCUUUUCUCUUCUCUCGCCGCCGCCACUCAAAUCCCAGGCUACCCGGGAUUCCAUAGCAUAUGGUCUGAUGGCUUCGGCGGUGGCGCUGGCCAGUCUCCCAACGGCGGCCAGUGGACGACGGUGACCAACCUCCACGUCAACAACGAAGUAGAAGACUACACAAUGUCGAACCAAAACGUGCAACUCUCUGGCGGUGACACGAUCCAGUUCGUGCCACACAGGAAUGCGUCGGGGCAGUGGACAUCGGGCCGCAUCGAAAGCAAGGCGACCUUCACGCCGCAGCAGGGCAAGGUCAUGAUGGUGGAAUCGAUGAUACGGUUCGGCGACGGCCCGAGCGACCGCCAGCAGGGCAUCUGGCCGGCAUUCUGGAUGCUGGGCGAUUCUAUUCACCACGGCACGGAGUGGCCCCGGUGCGGCGAGCUCGACAUCAUGGAGAGGAUCAACGGCCAGUUCACUGGAUAUGGCACCACCCACUGCGGCUACUCGAAGUCGGGCGGACCCUGUAACGAGCCCAACGGGCGGUUCGAAACAGUUGCCAUUUCAGAUAACGGCUGGCACCGCUGGUCCCUCAAGAUCGACCUCACCAACUCGGACUGGCGUGCCCAGACCAUCCAGUGGUUCUACGACGGCCGCGGCUACCACACCCUCUCGGGCGGCACCAUUGGCGACGCGGCCAUCUGGGGCAGCCUCGCCCACUCGCCCCUGUUCAUCAUCUUCAACGUUGCCGUCGGUGGCGAUUGGCCUGGCCCGCCCAACGGCGCCACAGUCGACAGCUGGAGCAGCAUGAUGGAAGUCUCGUACGUUGCCGUGUACUCGACAUGA
Lasiosphaeria miniovina is the source of this 855-nucleotide messenger RNA. Its product is annotated as concanavalin A-like lectin/glucanase domain-containing protein. Gene Ontology annotation, molecular function: hydrolase activity, hydrolyzing O-glycosyl compounds. The coding region runs from base 1 to 855 and encodes 284 amino acids. Lineage: Eukaryota; Fungi; Ascomycota; Sordariomycetes; Sordariales; Lasiosphaeriaceae. Gene Ontology annotation, biological process: carbohydrate metabolic process. The transcript is spliced from 3 exons. The record is from RefSeq and is a predicted model, not a curated record.